Messenger RNA from Ilex paraguariensis (yerba mate), 453 nucleotides. Lineage: Eukaryota; Viridiplantae; Streptophyta; Magnoliopsida; Aquifoliales; Aquifoliaceae. The record is from the annotation of a GenBank genome assembly.
AUGGGGGAGUGGGAAUUAGAGCUUGGGUUGACCAGCUGGCAAUUUGCCACCGAGAUAAAACCUAUGGUGAGACGGCACACAAUUUCAGUUUUUGUUGGUGAUGAAAGUGGAAUGAUAAAUCGAAUUGCAGUAGUCUUUGCAAGGAGGGGAUACAACAUUGAGUCCCUUGCGGUUGGUCUGAACAAAGACAAGGCUCUGUUUACUAUAGUUGUGUCUGGAACUGAAAGGGUGUUAGUACAAGUUAUGGAGCAGCUUCAAAAACUUUUGAAUGUGUUGAAGGUUGAAGAUAUCUCGAAGGAGCCGCAGGUAGAACGUGAAUUGAUGCUAAUAAAAAUCAAUGCAGAUCCGAACUACCGUGCUGAGGUCAUGCGGCUGGUGGAUAUCUUUCGAGCAAGAAUCGUGGAUAUCUCAGAUCACUCAUUGACUAUAGAGGUGUUUGCUGGUGCACUUUGA